GCAAAUACAAGAAAGAAAAAACUCGCACUUAGGAUUACAAAUCGGCUAAUAAUUAAAAACCCCAUUAAAAAUACGGAAUAUAUGACAGACACACUUAACGCGACACAUAUUUUGGGCAUUAUAUUCUGUUAACCAUAUAAGCUUACAAAUCGUACUGGACAAUGGGCAGUGAAACAAGCAAAUCUGCCAUCGUCAACAAUGAAGACACAGAGGCGACCAUUUCGUUUAAAAUAAAUGGAAUCCCAUAUUCCGUUAACCUUGUGCAGUUUCCGGCGGAUAUAACUCUCAAUACGUUCAUCCGGGAUCAGGCACAAUUGACUGCAACCAAGUUUAUGUGUUUGGAAGGCGGCUGUGGCGCUUGCGUAGUGGCUAUCAGAGGCAGGCAUCCUGUUACGGGGGAACUUAAAACAUGGGCUGUCAAUUCUUGCCUCACUUUGCUGAACACUUGCAACGGCCUUGAAGUACUGACCUGCGAAGGCAUUGGCAAUAAGCGCGACGGAUACCAUCCGAUACAGAAACGUUUGGCUCAACUGAAUGGCACGCAGUGUGGCUUCUGUACUCCGGGAUUCGUGAUGAAUAUGUACUCUUUGUUGGAGUCCAAAAGUGGCGAGCCCACAAUGGAUGAAAUUGAGAAUUCGUUUGGAGGGAACAUUUGUCGUUGCACGGGCUACAGACCAAUAUUGGAUGCAAUGAAAUCGUUUGCGUGCGAUAGCACGAUUAGCCUGUCGGAAGAAUGCCAGGAUAUCGAAGAUAUAGUAACAAAACAAUGCCCUAAAAGCAAUCAAACAUGCAAUGGUCAAUGUGCCAAUGCGUCGAAAACUCAGCUCUCACUCAGCUAUUACGACGGAUGCCAAUGGUAUUGGCCCAAAAAACUGGAGGAACUAAUUGAUAUACUAUCUAAGAUCGAUUCGGCCGUUGAGUAUAUGCUUGUCGCGGGUAAUACGGCCCACGGUGUGUAUCGCAGAUCUCAGUCUCUGCAACACUUUAUUGCCAUCAAUGAGAUUGCGGAUUUGAAGAAAUGGCAGAUGACAAAUGACAUUGUAACAUUGGGCGCCAACAUCAGCCUCAGCGAAGCCAUGGAAAUCUUCAAGGAAGUCUCAAAGCAAACGGGAUUCGAAUACUGCCAACAACUUUGGGAGCAUUUCGAUUUAAUUGCAAAUGUGCCUGUUCGGAAUAGUGGAACGUUGGCGGGAAACAUCGCCAUUAAGAGAAUGCAUCACGAAUUUCCUUCGGACAUUUUCAUAACCUUUAACGCAUUAAAUGCCCAGGUAAAGGUGACCGGUCCCGACGGCAAGGUGGAAACGAUGUCACUCUACAAUUAUGUUUACGUACAUAAGACGCCGAAGACCUUUGUGACCAGCUUCGAAUUGCCAGCGUAUCCAACUGAAAGAUUUAUUUUCAAAUCUUAUAAGAUAAUGCCACGUGCCCAGAACGCUCACGCGUAUGUGAAUGCUGCAUUUCUCUUAGAAUUGGAACCGAAAACAAGUCAGGUUAUAAAUUCGCGCAUAUGUUUCGGUGGCAUUAGUCCAAAUUUCGUCCACGCCUCAGCCGUUGAAGGUAUCCUCAGGGGACAGUGUUUCCACGACAAACGGGUGGUCGAACAAAUAUUUUCCGAAAUGCAGACAAGCGUACAGCCAAACGAAAAUUUAACAGAAGCAUCGCCGGACUAUCGCCGUAAACUGGCUUGUGGUCUAAUGCUUAAGUUCCUUUUGGAAGCUGGCCCCGAAGAUAAGGUAAAGCCGGAGUUCAGAAGUGGGGGGCCCUUGUUGAAGAGGGAACUAUCCUCAGGAAUUCAAAUAUUUGCUACCAACGAAAAAUUUUACCCAGUCACCAAAGCCGUUAAGAAAAUAGAAGGUUUAAUACAGUGUUCCGGCGAAGCCACGUACAUGAACGACAUCCUUACGUCCAAGAGCACCGUUUAUUGUGCCUUUGUCGGUGCCACCAAAGUGGGCUGCAGCAUUGAACGCAUUGAUGCCUCCGACGCUUUGAAAGUCCCCGGAGUAAUUGCCUUUUAUUCGGCAAAGGAUAUACCGGGAAUAAAUUCAUUUGUCGAUCCCGCCUUCCGCUACGAGUCAGAAGAAAUUUUUUGCUCCGAUGUGGUGAAAUACUACGACCAGCCAUUGGGAAUGGUUGUUGCCCUGAGCUCGGAUAUUGCCAAUCAUUCCUCCACCAAAGUUAAGGUUCUCUAUUCGAAGAGUACGAAUGCCAUAAUGCCAACUCUUCAUGAUGUCCUCUCCAAUAACCGCCUAGAGCGAAUCCAUUGCCUGCGACCUUCGCCGUUGAAGGAGAUCAGAUUGACGGCCACAGCAGAUAUCACGACAAGGGGUAUAUUUGAGAUGGGGUUGCAAUACCACUUUACAAUGGAGCCGCACACUUGCGUUGCAGUGCCAUUCGAACGAGGCCUGCAGGUGUGGUCCGCAACCCACUGGAUGGACCAUACUCAGGCUGCCAUCGCAAAAAUGCUUGGCAUCACAGCGGCAGAAGUGCAAUUGAAAGUGCGACGCCUGGGUGGCACAUUUGGUUGCAAAAUAACUCGAGGCAAUGCAGUGGCAUGUGCUGCGUCCCUGGCCGCCUUCAAACUCAACCGCCCGGCGCGUUUUGUACAAACCAUUGAAUCGAUGAUGAAUUGCAAUGGGAAGCGCUGGGGUUGCCGUUCAGAUUACGAGUUCCACAUAAAGGCCGAUGGCAAAAUUGUGGGCUUAAGGAAUACCUUCUAUGAGGAUGCAGGUUGUACCCUUAACGAAAAUCCGAUCACUUUGUUCGCCUCUCCUCCGGCCAGAAACUGUUAUGCAUUUACCGCAGACAACUACAAACUGGAGGGCAAUGCUGUGCUCACAGAUGCCGCCAGUUCGGCCUGGUGUCGAGCUCCGGCUUCGCUUGAAGGUAUAGCCAUGAUAGAGAAUAUUUUGGAUCACAUUGCUUUCGAGGCCAACAUAGAUCCCGCCGAUGCCCGUAUGAUCAACAUUGCAGAAGGCAACAAGAUGAGAGAGUUGUUGCCGAAAUUCCUAUCGUCCACCGAAUACAGGCAAAGGCGCAAGGAAAUUGAUGAUUUCAAUUCAGGCAGUCGUUGGCUGAAACGAGGAAUUGGCAUGGCCAUUAUGGACUUUCCUUUGGAAUACACUGGCCAGUAUAGUGCCACAGUGUCUAUUUAUCACAUCGACGGUUCGGUGGUUAUAUCUCAUGGCGGCAUAGAGAUGGGACAAGGUUUAAAUACAAAAGUGGCCCAGGUGGCCGCCUAUGUCUUGGGUGUAUCGAUGGAUUUGAUAAAAAUAGAAUCAAGUGAUACCAUUAACGGAGCCAAUUCAGCUGUCACCGCGUCCUCGGUGGGCAGUGAAAGUCUAUGCUUUGCAGUCCGCAGUGCCUGUAACAAACUCAAUGAUCGUCUCAAGCCCGUAAAAGACUCCUUCAAAUCAGAUGCGACAUGGUUGGAAGUUGUUGGUGCUGCAUGGAGUCGUUCCAUUAAUUUGAUAGUUAGUGACCACUACAAAAGUGGCGACAUGACCAAUUACCACAUCUACGGCCUGGCCCUCACCGAAGUACAAGUGGACAUUUUGACGGGCAACAAUGUGGUGAAACGGGUUGAUAUUCUCGAGGACACCGGCGAAAGUCUGAGUCCAUACGUGGACAUAGGACAGAUUGAAGGUGCCUUUGUAAUGGGGUUGGGUUACUGGCUAACCGAACAGUUGAUUUACAAUCGCCAAACAGGCCAACUUUUAACCAACCGAUCUUGGAAUUAUAAGCCACCUGGAGCCAAGGAUAUUCCCAUCGACUUUCGCGUAGAGAUGUUGAAGGGGUCAGCAAAUACGGGUGGAUUUAUGCGUUCCAAAGCCACAGGAGAACCGCCAAGUUGUCUGGCGGUAAGUGUUAUUUUUGCCCUGCAGCACGCUCUGCAGUCAGCGCGUAAAGACGCUGGCCUUAAGAAGGAAUGGUUACGUCUGGGAGCACCCACUACACCAGAACAAAUCGUUCUGAGUGCUGGUCACGAGGUGUCAUCGUUUUCAUUGGAAUAGAACUUGACUGGCGAAUGGAAGGUGGACGGUCUAUCAGUACGUCAAAUGUAAAACACUAACAAAGUUGUUAAUAAACACAUUUUAAUCCCAAUGAUCGGGAGGAAACAAAAAACCAAUUGAAAAUUAAACUCACUAAGCUGUUAUCGGUCAGAACCGAAAAACUCUGAAUAUUUUUCAGAUACAGUCUUCUGAGCAGAUAUAUAACAAAUUCUUGAUAUAAAACGAAUUAUUUUUCGGGGGUGUUUUCUACCCUUUAAGACAUUUAAAUACUUCCUCCUCCAGAUUAGAGUAGUCAUGUAUAGAAGUGCUUGGAACCGUCCAUGGCCCUAAGGGCUAGGUAACUGUGUUAAUGGAAUAUAAAUAAAAAAAUAUGUAAAUAAAUAGAAAAUUUGUUUAAGUCCGGUGCAGACACAUGAGACCGGUUUUGACCGAUAUUGCAAAUAUUCGCAGGACCCAUUAAUAUCUAUCGAAAAAUCAAAAUGUCAAAUUCCGGUUGGCGAUAAGGAGUGAAACCUUUAAAAUAUCGAAUAUCAGAAGAAUCCGCUAGGUGGAAGCUAAUCGUGGACCUUCAUUAAAAAGUAUUUUUUGCAUGAAAAUGUAACUUAUUCGAUUGGAAAUUGUUAAAGAUGUAAAUCGGAAGGUAUGCCAUACAUGAUGAGAAUAAUAUCAAUGACAAGAAGCUCUAAUGUGAGCACACCAUGAAAACAUGAAUGGAAAUCUGAUAGUCGACUUUGAGUUCAUGGUGUCAAACACCACGAAAACAGUUCUGAAUUCUUUACGAAUGGGGCUCACAAUGGUUGACACAAGUCCACAUUUUUGGGUAGCCACUUUAUUUGGGGAAAAACAACUUCUAUUCUCGAUUUGUCCUACAUUUGCUAACGGUUUGUAUAUUUUUCGCCUCUCUUUGAGAGAGACCAUAAAAUCAUAAAACUGAUUGCUAUUUUGCUUUUAUUAUCUGAGACCAGAGACCUACCACACUUCCACUGUAGUUUUUAUUAUUAUACAUGUUUUUAUUUACGACGUUAUUUUUUUCAAAUUUAAAUUAAAUAUGGGAGAUACGUAUGUAAUACAGUUGCUUCGAGUGUGCAAAAAAGUAUAUAUUGUGUAUAAUGUAGCGGCAUUGUUAAUUAACUGGAAGAUAGCAGUGCCCGGAAUGCUCGACAAGUGUCGUGUUCAAAAUAAACAUUUUACACUCCCAUCGCCAUGACAUUGACAUUCAUUCAAGUGCUGCCCACUCACGCUAUCUUCAUUCUUCUCCUGAGCAUACUUGGGACUACUCUCUUGAACGGCGAUUGUUUUGUUUAGAAUUGAAAUAUAAAGCGUAGUACUGAAAACAGCAACAACAACAAAAUGUGAUGAAAGUCAUUAACAACUAAUGUUCGACCGACAAAUGAUGCCAGAUGUCGUGAUUGGUGAAUGGAUUGUAGGUACCUAGACUCCCAUUGGAAAAGCACCAACGUUGGAGACAAAUAAAGGUAUGGACUAAAAAUGUUAACGUUUACCCCACCCGACAGAGGCACUGAGCACUGAUGAGCACUGGGACGGUAAAGUCACUCGACUUCUACUAUUCAAGUUGUAAAUUCUUAUAUUUCACAAAAUAUUUGGAUAAUAUAAAUGUAAACAAAUGGCUUGUAAAUAAUAAUUGCUCUGUUCCAGAACAUGCAAAAAUCUACCAGUUUUGCCAUUUUUUCCUUCGUUAUUAUGAAGGGAAAAUCGGUUAUCGUAGUAAAAACUUUCACAUUCUUGCAGUUCUGGAACAGACGAAAUAAAUCAUAAAAACACUCGCUACUUUUUUUGAGAGGGAAAUGAGUGAAUAUAUUUAAGCCCUCCCACAUCAUGCACGACAUCUAUUGAAUCACUUUUUUCAAAGAUAACAGAUGAGACAACUUUUUAGUCUGUACAAUGGUAGAAGAAAACAGGUAGUCGCAACCAAUUUUGGAAUUGCAAUUUAUGAAUGAGAAUUACUCAAAUUUGUAAAAUUGUUAAAAAAAUGCAUAUCAUAAUAACCUCCGAUGGGUGUCAUAUAGGAAAACAUAUAAAAUUUUAAAAAUUUCGGAAAAAAACUUUAACAUUUUUUAACAUAUCAAUAUUCCCAAGCGUUGAUGCAUCUACCUGUAUUCUUCUAUCAUGGUCUGUACCUUUAUUUGUCUAUGAUAUUAUUAUCUUAUUGCACUGCAUAAAGUGACAUCUUAAUUUUAGUUCAAAAAAUUAAUAAACAAAAAUAAUCUGUUAUUAAUUUCCUCAAAUGAAUCGGAGGUAUUUCUGCAAACAGAGUCUGAAUCGAAAAUGGAUAACCAAAGGGUAGCCAGUUCAUUACCAUAUUACCAAUAUAAAAUUUGGCAACAUAAAUUCAGUAAAUUAUGCAUGGUCUAGCCUGUUGCUCAUUGGACAGUUCAUAUUGAAAUGAAACUUAUAUUAACGAAAAACGAUUUAUUUGUCCGACAACGUCAUUUUUUUCUAUCGAAUGUAAUAAAUGACCAUAGACGUGGGCAUUCUUAUUGUAUAUUUAUUUCUAUUAUCGUAUCUUCGAUGAUUUAGUCGAUACCAAGGAUAAGUAUCUGUAAGAACAGUACCUUAUCAAUCAACCAAAUACAUGAACUUAUUUAAGGCGCGGUUCGCAUUGAUACGAAUCUUCCCCGUUUGACAAUUCCGAUCUGGUAACAUGAGAAUAGUUUGACUAGUUGAUAGUGAAUUCUAAGAGAUAUUUACAAACCUACAUUAUUCGUGUUUUGUUUAAUUUUUUUUUAACAUUAGAGCGUGUCAGAUGAAUGUGAUAUUGCUACAUAUUAUGUAACGAAGCCCAAUGAAGACUACUUAUUCUGUUGUUGAUCUUAGAGUUUUUCGGCCGUUUUUCCUAAUUUUCCAAAUUAUGUUUUGUGGUUACUUGGCGACUGGUGGGAGGAGUAUAAAUAAUCUUUGUUGCCCAUUAGUUUGUUAUCGCUCUGCAAAAUGUCUUAAUCUAACUAAGGGCUGUCAUCAACGGACUGAUAUCAAAUGCAAAUCAGUUUAACGGCUUUCUAACUCAUCAAUGCUCUGGCUAUAUAAAAAAAAAUCGAAUACGUAGUUCCAUGACGACCUCAAAAUGUUUCCCCCCAAAAAAAACCGGUCUAAUGUUGACAAACUAAUCGUUCGGAGAUAGAACGUUGUUAUCUUGUUUGAUAUACCAUUAAUGAAUAAAUAAUCAAAACGGCAUUUGAUCGUUUCGGCAGCGAUAGGCCAACGGCAAUUCGCCGUUCUCUUCCAGAACGAAACCAUUCAUUUCACCUAAUCAGGAAGUCAUUCCCACAUCGUAGCGGUCAGUCGUUACGGAUCGCAGCUACGGAAAAGUACCCACUUUUAGUUAUCGCAAGUGUUACAUAACAGUAAACUAUAACAUAAUAUUGUGAAAUUGCCGAGCGUUUUUUUUUUUUUUUUUU
Messenger RNA from Musca domestica (house fly), 7426 nucleotides. RefSeq lists its product as uncharacterized. The coding region runs from base 162 to 4010 and encodes 1282 amino acids. Gene Ontology annotation, molecular function: oxidoreductase activity; FAD binding; iron ion binding. The record is from RefSeq and is a predicted model, not a curated record. The transcript has 9 exons. Lineage: Eukaryota; Metazoa; Arthropoda; Insecta; Diptera; Muscidae.